Messenger RNA from Dreissena polymorpha, 3468 nucleotides. RefSeq lists its product as uncharacterized. Lineage: Eukaryota; Metazoa; Mollusca; Bivalvia; Myida; Dreissenidae. The transcript is spliced from 3 exons. The coding region runs from base 218 to 1867 and encodes 549 amino acids. The record is from RefSeq and is a predicted model, not a curated record. Gene Ontology annotation, molecular function: protein binding; zinc ion binding.
AGUGGAUACAUCCAGAACAUUAUUAGCUAUAAGAGGUUGAGGUUUAGGUUUAUAUACUUAUUAAAAAAACUGUUUGUGUCUUGAUGCUUCACAUUCUGGUGCCAAUAACAUUCAUCCAAUUAUUAAACGGAGUCAGCAUAAUAGUGAAAACAUAGCUUGUUUAUCAGAGGACAGUUUACAAUAAAAAUAGUAAAACAGUUUACAAUACCUUUUAAAAAUGCUUACUUCUACAGAUUGUGUUGAUAUAAGUUCAGAUUUUGUAAAGGACUACGUUUGCAGUGCUUGCGAAAGUACAAAUAUUGAAAAAUGUGCUGACAUUUUCUGUGAAACAUGUAUGACAUUUUUUUGCGACAAUUGCAUUUAUCAACAUGAUCAAUUAUAUACAAACCAUUCCAAACAUGGAAGAGGAGAACAAAAUAAAUGGCCUCUCACAAAGAAAAUGGAGGAUUUGCUUUUGAAAUGUGAUGUCCACCCUGACAAGAAAGUGAAAAUGUUUUGCCAGGACCACAGUCAGCUGUGCUGCUCUGAUUGUGUUCUACUGAAUCACAGACAGUGCACUAACGUGGCUCUAAUUUCUGAGUCCCUAAAAAAGCCGUCUUUUAAUAGCCGACAGUUGUCAAUCAACCUUCAAACUAUUAUUGAUCAACUUAACAUGUUUAAGAAGGAACUAGAGGCCAGCAUUCAGUACGUUGAGGUAUCAUAUAUUGAAAAACUACAAGAAAUCCAAGACAUGCGUAACAAUUUAAAUGCUUCUUUAGAUGAGCUAGAAAAUACAACCAUGAAAGAGCUCGAUGAAUUUAGGACCACAUUGCAAAAAUCUCUUAAGAAAGAUGUUGACAACUGCAGAAGAUUGAAGGAUGAACUGCAACAACUUGGUGAAGCUGUACAGAGCCUUUUCGAAAAGAGCAAGAAAGAUAUUAAAUUCAUAGCCGGCAGGAAAUGUCUAGACAAAAUACAAGAGUCUGAGACAUAUCUGAAAAAGAACUCUGUGAAGGAUCAGAGUUUAAUCGCAUUCCAUGCAGACAUUGACAUUGAGCAGUACCUGUCAAAAAGGUCAGGUUUAGGGAGGAUUGUAAUAAUGAAUCCAAACCAGGCGUUGACAGUGAAGAGGAGGUCAAAGUAUAAUGUGAAAAUAUCGAGUGACACAAAGACUUGCAACAUAAUGGCCAUUUGCAUCUUGCCUAGUGGCCAUGUCAUUGUUGUUGACAGAAAUAAUGAAAAAAUUCAGCAGUUUGACCAGAAGUACAAUAUAGUCAGCCACUGUCAUGUGUCAGGUUCUCUACGGGACAUUUGUCUGAUUACAUCUAGUGAGGUGGCUGUGACUGUUGACAAAGAUGUCCGGUUCAUUUCUGUGGGAAAUGGGCAGCUGAUUACUGGGAGUAAGUUUAAGUUACCUCAUCUUGCUGAUGGUAUUGCCCACCAUUGUGGAGCUUUGUACAUCACCUCAGGCACUGCCCUGUACCACUACACUCUGACUGGGACACUUGUUAAUAAGUUGUUUGAGGAUAUAGGAGAUGGCUUAAGAGUGGUGAAGUGUGCAGUGAGUCUUGCUGGGGACAGGAUAUAUGUCACCAACUAUUACCAGAGCAAGCUGCUCACACUGGCCAUGGAUGGCACCCUGAUAUCAAAAUUCACUGACCCUGAACUACAAUGUCCAUGGGGUGUUCAUGUCACACCUGAAGGACACGUGCUAGUUUGUGGAUACAGCUCGAAUAAUGUCAUACAGGUUGAUCAUGAAGGCAAAAAGAAGCUGGCAAAGAUAGAUGGAGUGAUGAACCCAUUUUGUGUCUGCGUCAACACAAAUAUUGACCAGAUCGCUGUGGGACUAUACAAAAAAAACAAAAUAAUUGUUAUGGAACUCCGAUAGCUCUAACUGUUGAAUAUAUAUAGAUAGAUAGAUGGAUGGAUGGAUGGAUGGAUGGGUUUUGGAUGGAAGGGUUUCGGAUGGAUGGAUGGAUGAAUGGAAGGAUAUAUAGACAGACAGACAGACAGACAAACGGACGGGCGGGCGGGCGGGCAGGCAGGCAGGCAGGCAGACAGGCAGGCAGAUAUACAACGUUGUUCAUGUUAUUAACAAUUUGUCUUUGAAAGACACAAUUAGCAGUUUAUAGGAUUUCCACCAAGUUUAAAAUCCUUUUUAUCAGAUUGGAGUAUGAUGGGGCUUUUUUUCCAACACAUUUUAUUUCCAAUUGCAAACAAGUACAUAUACAAUAUAAAUUGUAACAAUAAUGAUGUGCAAUACGACACAACAAAAAAGAACAUGCAAUUCCAACUCAUAUCUUAUGUUAUGUAAAGUAGUAGUCACCAACAGACAAAACAUAACUCGUAUCUUAUGUUAUGUAAAGUAGUUGUCAACAACAGACAAAACAUAACUCGUUUCUUAUGUUAUGUAAAGUAGUAGUCAACAACAGACAAAACAUAUAAGUUUGUGAAGUCUCUUGAAAACUUUACAAUUACUAGUAUAUGAAGUUGUGUUUUGGAAAGAAAGAAAAACAUGUACAAAGUACAUAAAGAGAGAAAAAACAACAUCUUCCAGUUUGAAAGAUCAACAAAGAAUGUAAUAGUUGCUUAUUAUUAUAGUAUAUAAUACAUACGUCCUACAUUUACAUUUUAUUAUAAUAGCGGUACACUUUAAAUAGUAUUUGUAAACAGUGCUUUAAACUACAACAAUCAUCAAAUCUUAAUUCUAAGUUGUGAGAACAUAGCAUUGUUCCCACUCACUGUCAAAGGAGUCAAACUUAUUUUGUGAAAUUGAUAUUUUUCUCAAGUUAUCAUACUCAUACUUAGUGUAUAUCUUUGCUCCUGUUAUGCUUGGAGUGCAUUUAUUCAUUUUACACUAGUACAAGUAUAACUUAAUAAACAGAAUAACAUUAUUUAAGGCUUAAGCAGAAUUACUUGAAUAUCCAAGUUGAAAGAUGGUCAUGUAAAUGAAAGGAAAAGAUUGUUCUGGUAACAUUUCAUCAAUAAUUGCUUUGUUCCCAAUAUCCUGUGAAUUAACCUAUAUUGGAACCACUGAACCUUUACAUCACUAGUUAUUAAAAAGGGUAGCUCAAAUAAACAUUUACUGCACUGAAUAUUUGUGUAUAAAUAGCUUAUAUGCAGACCUCACUUGGGAUUAAGCAUUUGGGGCAAGUCAGGUCAAGGUGAAGGUUACUAAAAAUGGAAAACUGCUUUCUGGUGAAUAUCUUGAGUUUGGAUGUUUUGCACUUAAAUUGUGUGUGUAUGUUUGAGGGCCUAAGAUUAAAAGAAUGAAAUAUACACUUUUGAAAAUGGCUUAUGUUGGUAGCUUACAUGCAGUUGUAUAACAAUAAAGAUCAAAGUUAAUUGACAACAAACUGUUAUUGCCUCAAUAACUUGAGUUUGGAUGGAGGUAUUUUGCAGAGAUUGUGUGUUUAGUCAGCUUUCAUGCAGUCCUUGCUUGUGAUUGCUGAAUUAUUUAAAUUAAUAAUUAAAACAUUGCAAAACCUA